Syngnathus acus (greater pipefish) is the source of this 1335-nucleotide messenger RNA. It is a transcript of the gene nkapd1, whose product is annotated as NKAP domain containing 1. Lineage: Eukaryota; Metazoa; Chordata; Actinopteri; Syngnathiformes; Syngnathidae. The transcript has 6 exons. Bases 374 to 1024 code for a protein of 216 amino acids. The record is from RefSeq and is a predicted model, not a curated record.
AAUUGCCAAGAAAAUAUUAAAUUUGGUUUGAAACACAUAGAACGCCCUCGUACGUAUCCACACCAAUCACGGUUGAGCUGACAUUAAGCGGGUACGUUCCCUUUAAACCACAGGAAGGCAUUUAAUAAGCCGUUACCCUCCUUCACGCUCAUUGGCUGACAGGAAGAUUGACAGUUUGUGUAGCCAUUGAGCGACACGCUUUUACUUUCACGGAAAAUACGUCAUCGAGUAUGCGGAAGACGCAACGAAAUACGCGAGCGGUGUGAAAUUAAUCGAAGCUUGUUUUUCUUUGUCAUACAAAAGUUCACGCUUAGCGCACGAGACAUUUAUGGUGCUUUUCAAAUUAUAGUGUCACAGAUCAAGAAUUCUCAUCAUGUCGAAGCAGACUCUGGGGAAGACUCUGCUGCGGAAUGUUAUCCGGCACACGGAUGCUCACAACAAGAUCCAGGAAGAGUCCGAGAUGUGGAAGUUGCGUGGCUGGGAGGUCCAAAUGUCAAACAACAGUCACAUGAGCGCCACCAAGACUAUCAGAGGUCAAAUGCACUGCGAUCGAUUAUCCUAUCAGUCCAGAAUUUCCUCAGAACACGACGAUAGGGAGACUCGAUACUGGACGCGAAAACUCUACGACUUUGAGGACAACGAUCCAGACAGAUGGGGGCACAGUGGCUUCAAGGAGCUGUACCCUGAAGAGUUUGCGAGUGACAGUGACAAAAGCAGCACCGUAAAGGAGGAGGGCCACAAAAGUAAAGCCUCAAAGUCGAAACGCUCCAAAAAGAAGAAGAAAAAGAAAAAGAAGAAAAAAGAGGAAGAAGAGGAGGGAAAAAAGAAGAGUGAAGACAGCAGCGAUGACAACAAGACGAAAAAUCGUCAUAAAAGUAAGAAAAAGGAGAGGAAAGACGAGGACCGGCGGAAACGCAAGAGGAAAAACGACGACUCGCACAAACAUUCGGACUCCGCAAAGAAACACAGGAGGGACUGGAAAGCGGCAGGCCAAGAGAGCACAGAUGAAAGUUCCGAAGAGUGAACAGAAUUCUGUCAUUGGAGCAAAAUAAACUCAGCAUUUUUUUUUUAAUAUGUGCAUUUUUUUAACAUGUUUGAUGGCAUUCUCUGUUUUUUUUUUUACGUUACAUAAAGCUUAUUGACAACAAAUGUUGUAUUGCUCCAACACAACUGAUUUAUAUAAAACUCAUUAACUGCCAUAUACGGCUAUAGACGUCUUUUGACUGGGCUGGCAGUGAAUGGGUUAAGUACAAAUGAAUAUUAAAAAAAAAAAAUCUACCAUUAAGGAGCAGUUGAGGAGGCCCUGUGAUAUUCCCGUUCUUAAGAAAAAAAAAA